Messenger RNA from Epinephelus lanceolatus (giant grouper), 1662 nucleotides. RefSeq names its product TAF11 RNA polymerase II, TATA box binding protein (TBP)-associated factor (gene taf11). Gene Ontology annotation, cellular component: transcription factor TFIID complex; nucleus. Gene Ontology annotation, biological process: transcription initiation at RNA polymerase II promoter; RNA polymerase II preinitiation complex assembly. The record is from RefSeq and is a predicted model, not a curated record. Gene Ontology annotation, molecular function: protein heterodimerization activity; RNA polymerase II general transcription initiation factor activity. NCBI's taxonomy places the organism in Eukaryota, Metazoa, Chordata, Actinopteri, Perciformes, Serranidae.
CCCGGGGUCAUAUGCCAUCAAAAAGCCUAAAACAACUAGCAUUCUGAUGCUAUCAUUACUCUUUCUAAGAAGUUGCUUAAAUUUAGUUGAUAGUAAAUGCAGAAAUCUCAGCGUUAUCUGUUAGCUACCCUGCUAACUAGCGUCAGUUACUAAGCUAACGUUAGCUUACCUCCGCCGUUAGCUUGGCCAUUCCUGCUGUUUUGUUGACGCCUAGCUGCAGAGAAGAAUCUGAAGCUGUCAGCCGGUGUUGGGGUGACUGAGUGAAUAUGGCCGACCCUGCACGCAUCAAACCUGAGGCUACACCUGAAAGAACAGCCUCUGCUAACGAGGAGGAUCCUAAAUCAGAGGACACUGAAGAUGCAACGUUACCUGCCACAGCUAAACCUGCAGAUGACAACAAAGAGUCGUCUUCACAAGAUCAGCCCAAACAGGAGGUGAAACCUGGGAUAGCAGCUGGGGACGAUGAGGAAGAGGGAACCUCUGGCCAACCUGCUUCCAAAAGACUGAAGGUGGAACCGGAGAAGAAAAAGGAGAAGCGGCAAAAGGUGGACGAGGAUGAAAUACAAAAGAUGCAAGUUUUGGUGUCAUCCUUUUCUGAAGAGCAGCUGAAUCGCUAUGAGAUGUACAGACGUUCUGCCUUCCCUAAGGCUGCUAUUAAGAGGCUGAUCCAGUCCAUAACGGGGUCAUCAGUGUCCCAGAACGUGGUGAUUGCUAUGUCUGGUAUAUCCAAGGUUUUUGCUGGGGAGAUUGUUGAGGAAGCACUGGACGUUUGUGAAAAGUGGGGAGAUACACCACCGCUGCAGCCCAAGCAUAUGAGGGAAGCAGUGAGGAGGCUGAAGAGCAGAGAUCAGAUUCCCAACACCAAGUACAAGAAUAUUCUCUUUCACUGAGGCACACGUGCUUUAAAUUAAAGGAGGGAGCAUGUCUGCGAUACAGAAUGCUGCCAUGGCUUGUCGUGAAGCCUCUGUAGCCAACUUAAUGUUGGUUAUUCUCUACUGACUAACCAGAGUCAAAUCAGUGACUGCAAUACUGAAGACAGACAAGAUUAAGAGGGUGUCUUACAUGAACACAACUGUCAGGUAAAUGUUUGAUGCAGCACACAGUUCAAAUGGUGUGAAAUUAUAUUGAUGUAUUAUGGUUGUAAAUACAGUAUGUUUUAUACAAAUGUUUUGUUCUUGUGCCUCAAUUAUUUUUAAGAAGCCGUUAUUUUUAGAGAGACUUUUUGGUGGGAAAACAGUAUGAUGCCUUUUAGUUCCAAUGGGUUUAAUUACAAAAAUGGUCACCUUUUUGUUUCCAUUUACAGCCACACAAGCUCACACUGGAUAUUAUUUUGAUUCUUGAAAAUGUUUGGAUCCUUUUUCAAAUGAUAAAACCUCUGGUGUGAGAAGCUGACGGCAAAACUUGACUCUUCAUCAUUCAGCUCAUCUCAGAAUUAAUUUAGUUUGUCUAACAAUACUAAAAUAAAGAUGUUUUAAGUUUUAUUUGUAGACUAAAUAUGUAGACUUUUUUAUUGAGUUGAACAAACUCUUGAUGACACCACUUAAAUAAUGAGUGAGACUUGCACUUAAAAGUUUGUAUGUUAUGACAACAAAAAUGAUUUCAGUAGAUGAUUUUCUGUUACAAGCAAACAUGCAUUUCUAUUAAACUCAGUCACAACUUGAA